CGUCUCUCAUAGCCACUCCCCCAACAGAAAGCUUCUUGCCGCUGAAGCUUGGUCGCCAUGUCGGACGAGUCGAAGCCCAAAGGCUUCCCGGACAUAUCGGCCAAACUGUCUGCAAUCCCCAAGAAAUCCCUCUUCGAACGUCAGAAAGCCGAAGCCGAAGCCAAACGUGCCCGAGAGCAAGCCGAGACCGCCGCGGUUUAUGAGGACUUUGUCAAGUCAUUUGAAGAUGACUCUCACGGCCCCGAUCGGCAUUCUGGUGAUGGAAGACUGAGCAGGUUCCCGCCCAAGAACCCGGGUUUUGGAGGAGGCCCUGGAAAGCGGCAUUUUACAAGCUCUAACCCGCGCAUGAGCGGCCCUGGUACUCUGGGCCCUCCCCCCCAAUCUAUUUCUCGAAAACGCACACACGAAGGUCUCCAGCCACUUCACCGAAAUCGGGAUACGGCACAAGGCAUACUGGGUUUUGACAACACCGCGCCCAGUUCGGCUGCCGCGGUGUCGGCUUUCCGUGCUUCAGACGAUGACGAUGAAGGCGCUGGUGAUGCGAAAGAGGCUGAAAGAGCUGCUGCUAAACCUACAUUAUACCUAGCAUCCCUACCGCCGGGAACUUCACCCUCAGUGCUUAAGUCUCUGAUACCCUCCGUGCUCACUGUCGACAAUGUCAAGAUCCUGCGCCCUCUAGGCCAGCCUAUAACCGACCGGAAAUCAGUAGCCGCCAUUGUGACCCUCGCAAACGAAUCCGCGGCCUCGGAUAUUGACAGCACUGUUAGCGCUCUUCAGAACAGAUACCUAGGAUGGGGAUAUUAUUUGACAAUCUCGAGACACCUUUCCUCCGCCGCUAUUGGUUCGACGAUACCAGUCACUGUCGGCCUGUCUUCGACAUGCUCUCUCCCCUUUGGCGCCAAGUCGAUAGCGCCGGAUAUCCCAGGAAGAUUGAAUCGCGCUCCGCCACCAGGUUUGCAUCGUGGAGGAUUUGCGCCACCAUCGUCGUAUGGGCCAGCACACGGGAGGGGUCCUUCCACGCAGGUCGAGGUGAAAGCACCGUCAGACUUGAAACAGCUGAAGCUGAUCCACAAGACAAUGGAGAAUCUAUUGAAUUAUGGACCGGAGUUUGAGGCACUACUAAUGAGCAGACCGGAGGUUCAAAGGGAAGAAAAAUGGGCAUGGCUAUGGAAUGCAAGAAGUGCUGGUGGGGUAUACUACAGGUGGAAAAUAUGGGAGAUUCUCACGAACAACCGCCCAGUCGCAAACCGACGAGGCAGGCCUCAGCCUUCAUCAACUAUUUUCGAGGGUGGUGCAAGCUGGGCUCCACCGGAGGCGCAUAUAAAGUUCGAAUAUACAACCCGCAUGGACGAGUUUGUGACGGAUGAUGACUACGACUCUUCCGAUGAAGAAAUGUCUGAUUAUGAGGAGGAAAGACGAAACCUUGGUGGUGCACCACCAGCAGAGGGGUCUGGCGCAAGCAAUGAAGGCUUAGGGUAUAUGAAUCCAUUGCAAAAGGCCAAGCUAACCCAUUUACUUGCUCGACUUCCGACUACGCAUGCCAAGUUGCGGAAAGGCGAUGUUGCACGAGUUACUGCUUUUGCCAUCGAGCACGCUGGUGCAGGAGCCGACGAAGUUGUGGAAAUGAUUGUCUCAAACAUCAUCAACCCAUUCGCCUACACUGGGGCUAAUCCUGAUCGUGAAGCAGAAAAAGGUCUUACUCGACGAGAACAAGCAGGAGACCUGGCCAAUGAUAACCCGGCCGAUGAAGGGCGGUUGUCUACAAAAGAGACUCUGGAUCUAUCUUCUGCCAAGUUGGUUGGUCUCUACCUUGUAUCCGAUAUCCUUUCCUCUUCUGCCACGAGUGGCGUGCGUCAUGCGUGGCGUUACCGGCAGCUUUUUGAGUCUUCCUUGAAAACACACCAGGUAUUCGAGCAUCUUGGGAGACUCGAGAAAGACCUGCAGUGGGGACGGCUGAGGGCUGAAAAGUGGAAACGCAGCGUUGGCUCUCUUCUGCACUUGUGGGAAGGCUGGUGUGUGUUCCCGCAAUCAAGCCAAGAACACUUCUUCCAGAUUUUUGACAAACCACCACUCACGGAAGCGGAACUGCGGGAGGAAAGAGAGAAGGCUGAGGCCGAACGGGCUGCGAGUGCAUUUUCCAAGAACAAGAGCCGCUGGAAGACAGUUGACGAAGAUACUUCCGGCAAGUUUGAUCCCGGACGAGCUCCGGACAUUGAUCCUCAACGGAUGGAUGUUGACCAGGAGAAUGUUGCGCCGGCAGGGACCGAGGACUUCGAUGGAGAGUCCAUGAGCGAUAUUGAUGGGGAGCCAAUGGAGGACAGUGACCUGGAAGGGCCGGAUGAGGACCCAUUGGAAGAGGAAAUCCUCGAGGACGAUAGUGGCCUGAAGGAGCAGCCCGAGAAACCAGCCGAGCCCUCAGCCCAACCAGAACCCCAACCAGAACCCCAACCACCAGCCCGCAAGCCCCGGCCUAGAGCAGAAGACAUGUUUGCAGACUCGGACUCGGAAUGAGAACACUGUUCAGAUAUGGAUGAUGAAGUCGAAUGAUCUUGUCUAUAUUAUUUGGUGAUUAUGCUUGGGUGCAAUCCCUUUCC
Molecule: messenger RNA, 2594 nt
Organism: Aspergillus sclerotioniger CBS 115572
Lineage: Eukaryota; Fungi; Ascomycota; Eurotiomycetes; Eurotiales; Aspergillaceae
Product: SWAP/Surp domain-containing protein
Exons: 1
Coding region: 58-2511 (817 amino acids)
Biological process (GO): RNA processing
Cellular component (GO): nucleus
Molecular function (GO): RNA binding
Source: RefSeq, a predicted model, not a curated record